AUGAGAAUUGAUACACACAUAAUAUCAGAAUAUAUCUUUCCAUAUCAAGCAGCAACUGAACUCAGCUUUCUCGGGAAAACAACGGGCGUAGCUAAGAAAAUAAACCCGAGGCCACCACCUACUCCUUACACACCUACUAUACGUACUGAACUACCAUCACCUGCACCAGACGAACAUACUCAGAAUUGCCCAAUUUGUCUGACUAUCCGGAAAGACGUGGCCUUUGGCUGUGGUCUCAUGAUUUGUAGAGAUUGCGGAUCCAGGAUAUCAAACUGUCCCAUCUGCAGAGUACUGAUCACAAGCCGGCUAAGGCUUUGCACGUGAUCAGUGCCUUUGCAAAUAACAAAACACUUGCACAUACUGUCUUUCUCCAUUUUACCAAGUGUCUCUGCAUUGUUCAUGAAUCAGCUUGUACCAUUUAAAUAUCCUAUGUACUAUAGAUGUUAGCUUGCAAACAAUGAUGAAAUAGAAAUGUACAAAACAUGGGUUUUACAUUUUUCUUCACUGUCACAAAAAAAAAUGUUUGAAGUGACUGAUUCUUGCACCAGUUCAAAAAAAAAACAAAGCAUGCCAGAUUCAAGAAACUGACAAAAAUAUCAAAGAUACACAACAACAAAAAUUAACACAUAAUUUUUAAAAUAUUAAAAAAGUAAUUGAGAAACAGAAUAUAACAAGAUAAUAACUAAGAUCAAAUUAAUCAUAAGAGCAUAAAUGAAAAAAGUUCAUGAUAUAAUAAGAGAUUAAUCAUAUUUUAUGGAAAUAAAUGCAUUUAUGUCAUGACUUCCAAAAAUAAGUAUAAAUUUACUACUGAUAUACAAAUAAAAUGUAUAUAUUUUUCAAAAUAUGGAUUAAAAACGAAAUAAACCGACAAGAUAUGAAAGUAUAAAUGAAAGUAAAUAAUAUAAAAUAAAACAAACAAGUCAAUAUAUAUAUGUGUAUAUAUUACCAAAAAAUAGAAGAAUACACUGGGUUUAAAAUUAUCACACCCAUUAAAUUAUGAGAUUUAAUUAAUUGUUAAAAAUUCUAACAUCAAAUAACUUUAACCUAAAAAAAUAAAAAAAUAAAAGAAGAAAACAAUCACAAACAUAAUAAUUCAAAACCACAUUUAUAAUCAAAUUCUUCCAAAUAUAAACAAAAUUUUGAACCAAAUAUACACAUAUUCAUUUGCGAAAACUGACUAGUUAAUGUUAUAACACCUAAGACCAUCUUCAAAGUAUUUUACUAUUUCUACUUCUAAAAUCGAGAAACUCUAUAAAAUGUGUAAUAUGCUCCAAUGUAUUUCUCUAAAUUAGCAAGCUUUAAAUCUAUAUAUAAUAGCAAACCCAUUUUUUUGUUAUUGAUGAUGUAAUCAGUUUUUUAUAGGAAAAAAAAACUUUAAAUCCAACAGUCAGAUUUGUUUCUAAUUUUUCAUCUAAGGGACAAAAUAUUCCCUUGCUUUUAGUGGCUUACGUCAUCAAAAACUGUAGUACUGUAGUUACUUUUCCCGAAUCGUUUUAUUCUCAAACAACACAACCUUUAAAUCACACCCCCUUAAAUCACACCUCUCUGAUCAAUAUAUGUUCAAACAACACAACCCUUAAAUCACACCUCCUUAAAUUACAGCUCUCUGAUCAAUAUAUAUGUAUAUCUAUGUUCCAUUUGUUACUUAUGAUGUAUGGUAGUCACUCAGCAGCCAUCUCCUGUACGGGGCAUCUCAAAAACGUCCCGAGAAGCCGUUUCGUGCGGUGAGGGGAUGGCAAAGAAUUUCUGGGCACGUUUCAGGAUGAGCGAAUUUACAAAUUGACACUAGAGAACCUAGAGUUUUUAUGCUUCUCUAUACCAAGCAAGCAAUAUAAUGUUAAUCAAUAGAAAAAUCGAUUGGGGAAUCUAUAUUUCAAUAUGCCGGCCAGAGAAAUGGAGAUUACAGAGUUAUGGGGAUCGUUCGAACUGUUUUGAUUAGGGUCAACUGGUCGGCUCCACAGUAUAGAAUUUACGUUCAUGUCCAAAACUUUAUUAGAUUUGCUCUCUUAUGCGUUUACUUUUUCCUUACGUAAGUUAUCCCAAGAGUAUGUGCAAAAUAUUGAGUUGUAAUUGUGAUACAGCUAAUAUAUAAUUCAUGUAAGUACACAUUGAACUUGAAUUUAUAAUAUUUAAAAUUUAACUUUU
Messenger RNA from Brassica rapa (field mustard), 2145 nucleotides. RefSeq names its product E3 ubiquitin-protein ligase RGLG4. NCBI's taxonomy places the organism in Eukaryota, Viridiplantae, Streptophyta, Magnoliopsida, Brassicales, Brassicaceae. The record is from RefSeq and is a predicted model, not a curated record.